Messenger RNA from Dryobates pubescens (Downy woodpecker), 6290 nucleotides. RefSeq names its product cullin-9. Gene Ontology annotation, biological process: ubiquitin-dependent protein catabolic process. NCBI's taxonomy places the organism in Eukaryota, Metazoa, Chordata, Aves, Piciformes, Picidae. Gene Ontology annotation, molecular function: ubiquitin protein ligase binding. The record is from RefSeq and is a predicted model, not a curated record.
GCGGCCGGGCACGGUGUGGCGCCGUGGUGAAGAGCAGCGAGCUGGGCAUGGGACUGGCCUGGCCUGAACUGACCUGGCGAGCGCCUCGAGCCUGGGGUGGCCCCGGGACUUUCCUUUUUGGGGAGCCCUGCAGGAGGCCUCGGUACCGGAGCCCCGAGGCACAUCUCCUGUCAUGGUGAACGAGAGGCACAAUGGCAACCUGCUUGUGCAGCUGGGCCCCAGACUGCAGGCCUGCCCGCAGGAGCUGCUGCGGCAGCGGCGGGGCCACGACGGGCAGCCCGAGUACCUGGUCCAGUGGAGCGUGGUCAGCUCGGAGCAGAGAGCAGCGGAAGGAGGCAGCAGCUCCUCCGCAGAGAGCAAGCCAGAGAAGAUCUCGCUGUGGAUGUCUGCAGAAGAGGUCUGUGCCAGCUGCCCGGCCUUGCUGGGCAAGAAGAAGCCGGCAGGGCCGUGGGUGAAAGAGGAGGAGGCGGCCGGCCCCUCGGCCGCAGACGUGCCCCCGGACGAGGAGUGGCUGCAGGAGAUGAAGGCUGAUGUCAGGAGCCUGGUGCGGAGAGCCGGCCGGCAGAUGGCCGAGGCCGGGGCCCCCGAGGCCUCCGUCCUCAACACCGUCCACGUGCUGAGCGCCUACGCCGGCAUCGGCUCGCUGGCAGACGCCUUCAGGGAGGCAGGAGCCCUGGAGCUGCUGCUGAAGAUGCUGUGCCACCAGGAGCAGGAGAUCCGCCACAGCGCCGGCAAGAUGCUGAGGGCCCUGGCUUCGCACGACGCAGGGAGCUGGGCCUAUGUCCUGCUCUCCCUGAGCCAGCAGGAUGGCAUUGAGCAGCACAUGGACUUUGAGAGUCGGUACACCUUGCUGGAGCUGUUUGCUGAGACCACCUCCUCUGAGGAGCACUGCAUGUCCUUUGAGGGGAUUCACCUUCCCCAGAUCCCUGGCAAGCUGCUGUUUGUCCUGGUGAAGCGCUACCUGCGCGUCACCUCUCUGUUGGAGAAGCUCGGCAGCGACACGGAGCAGGGCGGGGAGCAGCGGGACUGCGCCGUGCCGGGCGCGGUGCCGGCGGAGAGCAGCCGAGCGAAGCGGGAGUUCGAGUUCAGCACGGCCAUGGGCAACCUGCUGCUGGAGCUGGCGCACGUGAUGGGCUGGGACGAGGGCCGGCCGGCGGAGCCCCCGGCCCGGCGGGAGCCGCUGGAGCCCCCCGGCGCGCGCUCCAUUUUCCAGCGCGGGGCCGCGUCCCGCGGCGCCGCUCCGGCGGCCGCCGGCGCCCCGCCGCGCGUGCCCGGCGCCCCGCGGCCGCGCUCGGCCUUCCCGGGCCGCGGCGGCUGCGCCGAGCACGUGCGCGCGAGGCUGGCGCGCGGCGCGCGGGUGCGCCUGCUGCAGGACUUGGAGCAGCUGCGCGCGGGCGACGAGGGCCAGUUGCGUCAGAGCGGCGAGAGCGCGCCGCACGUGCAGGUGUACUGGCACGGCCUGGGCCGUACCUCCUGGGUGCACCGGCACAUGCUGGAGAUCGUCGGCCCUGCGGAGCAGGAGGGGCCGGAGGGGCCGGAGAAGCUGUCCGCUGUGACGUGCGGCCGCAGGGCAGCAGCAGCUGCCCGGCCGUUGUUCUGCAAGCCCUCUGGGGGGCUGCACUCCCUGCCUUACCUGAGGGAGCAGCCCAGCAAGGCUGCCGAGGCGCUGAGCCGUGCGGAGUGGUGGGAGCUGCUCUUCUUUGUGAAGAAGCUGGAAGCAGAGGAGCAGAAAGAGAUCAUCUGCCUCAUCCAGCAGCAGCAGGGAGAGCAGGUGGAUGAAGAAGCUCUGCUGCAGCUGUCAGUGCCUGCAGAGCUGGCCCAGAAGGUGCUGCAGGAAGUGGAGAAGCGGUGCCAGGGCAGCACUCGGUGUGACCUGCGUAGCUCCCACGUCUACAGCAAAUACUUCCUCGGCAGUGGGGCUGAGCAGGCCGGCGCGGGGGGCACCUCGAUGUCCUGGGAAGGUGGUGGCUCUGGGAGCCUUGUGCCUGAAGCCAGGGCGGCCCAGGCAGCAGAGAGCCUCUGUGCAGCAAAGGAGAACCUUUCUGCAGGCACGGCGCCGCCGCGAGCCCCUGCUGCAGCAACCAAGGGGGAUGCCCAGCUGUUCAGCGAGCUCCUGGAGAGGGAAGGGCUGCUCUUGCCAGAGGUGACCGAGGAGCAGAGCAGAGCGCUGGGCAGCUGCAGCGGGGCGAGUGCCAGGGCCGCGCUGGCCCAGGUGGCAGCCAUGGUGGAGGUGCUGGAGAGCAGCAGGCCGGAGAUGGGGCUGUGCUUGGCUGGGCUCAAGCACAUCCUGAAGUUUCUGGAGGAGGAGCCUGAGCAGCAAGCGGGCCAAGUCCAGGAUGGGCCGGAGAGCAGGAGUGUGGGGGAGCGGCUGGUGAAGGCGGCGGUGGAGCUGCUGAGCGGCGAGGCGGCGGAGAAGGCCCCGGCGGUGGCGACGCUGCGGCUGCUGGCCCUGCUGCUGGCCGGGCACGACUGGAGGGUGGCGUUUGCCACGGAGGGCGGCGUGCGAGCCGUGCUGGCCUGCAUGCGGCGGCACGGCUCCUCCGCCCUGGUGCAGCAGGCGGGCCUGGCGGCCCUGAAGGUGCUGGUGGGAGCCGAGGCUGUGAGCCCCGGAGCGGCUGGCGGGAAGGCCUCUGCCCUGAGCCACGCCGACGCCCAGGUGAUGCGGGAGGUCUUUGCCAGCAUCGGCUCCGCCUGCGGCGAGAGCUCGGCCAGCCUGCUGAGCGCCAUCCCUGCUGCCAUCAGCACCAUGCAGAGGGUGCCAGGGGGCUCCUCGGGGGUGCGCAACGGCUUGGCGGUGGUGAAGAUGCUGCUGGAGAAGCACCGGGGCCUGGCGGAGCAGCUGGUGAGCUGCGACCUCCCCAGGGUGCUGCAGAGCUGCUGGGAGCAGGGGCAGAGCAGCGACUGCCCCCAGGCAGCGCUGGCCCUCAGCGUGGUCAACAGCCUGGCGGAGCACCGGCUGCCCCUGGGCAGGGCAGGCAGAGAGGCCCCGCUGGAGCUGGGGGACGUGCGGAUGCUGCUGGGGGACCCGGGGGCCGGCGUCCUGUCGAAGGAGGUGGUGGUGGCCCUGGAGCGGCAGCUGAGCGCCGCCCUCCCCUCCGGCCAGGAGUCGCCGCUGCUGCAGGACCGCAGAAGCUUCAGGCUGCUGCUGCGCAGCCUUGAGCUGCUGGGAGCAGAGAAGGCUGUGAGCCUGAGUGUCCUCAGGAUCCUGAAGAAGCUGCUGGCCGGUUACCAGGAGGACGCGCUGCCGUGGCACGAGUGUGUGGAGCCCUGUUUGUCCUCCCUGAGUGCCCACAGCAGUGACCAGGAGGUGCUGCAGGAGGCGGUUGGCUUCCUGCACGGCCUGGCCAGCGCCAGCAAGGACUGCGCGGUGGUGAUGUGCGGCGUGGGCACCCAGCCGGCCCUGAGCCAAGCCCUGGCCAAGCACGGCUCGGUGCCGGCGCUGGCGCCGGCCCUGCUGGCCCUGCUGGCCGCCUGCGAGCGGCAGGCCGCGCUGUGCCGGCGGCUGACCGCCGGCAUCCUGAGCGGCUGCAUGCAGCUGGUGCUGGGGCAGAUUGAGGAGCACCGCCGGAGCCGGCAGCCCCUCGGCAUCCCCUUCCUCGACGUCUUUCUGCGCCGCCUGUGCCGAGGCUCCAGCGUGGAGGUGAAGGAGGAGAAGUGCUGGGAGAAGGUGGAGGUCUCCUCCAACCCUCACCGCGCCGGCAAGCUGACGGACAGGAACCCCAAGACCUACUGGGAGUCCAACGGCAGCGCCGGCAGCCACUUCAUCACCGUCCACAUGCAGCGGGGGGUGGUGAUCAGGGAGAUGAGCAUGCUGGUGGCCAGCGAGGACUCCAGCUACAUGCCCGCUCGAGUGGUGGUGCUGGGGGGAGACAGCCCUGCCACCAUCAGAACCGAGCUCAACUCGGUGACCGUCCUGCCCUCGGCCAGCAGAGUGACCCUGCUGCAGAACAUGACCCAGUUCUGGCCUGUCAUCCAGGUGCAGGUGAAGCGGUGCCAGCAGGGUGGCAUUGACACUCGCGUGCGUGGCAUCGAGGUGCUGGGGCCCAAGCCCACCCUCUGGCCCGUCUUCAGGGAGCAGCUGUGCCGCCGGACGUUCCUCUGCUGCAGCGCGCUGGCUCGUGCCUGGUGCCAGGAGAUCAGCCGGGACCGGGGCCGGCUGCUGCAGCUCUCCGGCAAGCUGAACCGAGCGCUGCAGCACGAGCAGGGCUUUGCUGAGCGCUUCCUUCCUGACGCUGAGGUGGCCCAGGCCUUGGGCAGGACGUGCUGGGAGGCCCUGGUGACCCCCUUGGUGCAGAGCAUCACCAGCCCAGAGCCCAAUGGCAGCAGCCCCCUGGCCUGGCUGCUGAGCGAGUACCUGGAGAGCCAGGAGUGGCCCCAGCCUGCCCCCAGCGGCGGUGCCCCCAGCGGCGGUGCCCCCAGCGGCGGUGCCCCCAGCGGCGGUGCCCCCAGCCGCGGUGCCCCCAGCCGCGGUGCCACCUUCGGGCCCCGCGUGCGGCGCCUGACCCAGCUCCUGGUGCACGUGGACCCAGACUGCCCAGAGCCGGAGCAGGCCAAAGCAGCUGGUGGGAAGGAAGGAAAGGACAAGGAGGUGGCUGCCAAGGCGGCAGUGAAGAGGUCAGGCAGCCUGUGGGGCAUCUCCCAGUGCUGGCAGGGCGUGGUGCAGCAGCAGGUGCAGCGGUUCCUGGAGCUGGCAGGGCAGGCGCCAGACCUGGUGGAGCGCUACUGCCAGCUGUACCAGCGCCUGCGCCGUGCCACGGAGGAGCUCUUUGGGCAGCAGGGCUCCUUCCUGCUGGCCCUGGGCCAGGGCUUUGCAGGGGCUUUGGUGCAGCUGCCCUUCCGUGCUGCCCUGCACGUCAGUGAGCAGUUUGCCUGCUACCUGGAUGGGCAAGUCCAGGAGCUGUGCGGGGCUGCCGGCAGCGUGGGGCCACUGCAGCAGAUCCUGGAGCCCUUCGUGGCUGUCAGCGGCCUGGAGCUCGCCCACACCUUUGAGCACUUCUACCGGCACUACCUGGGGGACCGACUCCUGGCACAAGAGCCCUCGUGGCUGGAAGCAGCCAUCGUGGAGCAGCUUGGGCUGUGCUUCCCCAGCCGCUUCCCCCAGCAGAUGCUGAGCAACUUGGCCCAGUCGGAGGAGCUGCAUCAGCAGUUUCGCCUCUUCCAGCUGCAGGAGCAGGACAGGCAGCUGCUGGAGCUGGCCUCGGGCCCGGAGGAGGUGAGCCUGCUGGGGGGGGAGCCGGGGGCCGCUGGGCCGCCCGGCAGCGGCCCCGGGGCCCGUCCUGAGCCCCCCGGUCUCCGUGCCCAGGGCCCGGGGCCGGCCUCGCCGGCAGCUGUGCCAGAGGUGAAGGUGCUGACUCUGUCGCCGCGCUGCUGGCCCGUGUCCCCCCUCUGCUACAUGGACGACCCAGGGAGGUUCUUCUCGGCGGCGCUGAGCUCCCCCCUGGAGCAGUUUGCCUCCUUCUGCAGGCGCAGCCAGGCCUGGCUGGGCUGGGAGUGCACCAAGCCCCGGCGGCUGCAGUGGACGUGGCUGGGCCACGCCGAAGUGCGGUUCGGAGCCUGCCUGCUCCGGGUGUCCACGCUGCAGAUGUACAUCCUGCUGUGCUUCAACGGUGCCCAGGAGGUGGCUGUGGAGAGCCUGCUGCAGGCCACGGGGCUCCCUGCUGACCUGCUGCACCAUGCCCUGGCACCGCUGACCCGCAGCGAGGGCAUCCUGGUGGGCAGCUGCACGCCAGGAGCUCCAGGUGUGCUGCGGCUGAACCCAGAGGCCCUGGCCCAUGCCUCUGGCCCCCACCUGAGGCUGCUGCCCCAGCAGAGGUACCUGAGGUCAGAGGGGGCUGAUCCCAGCGUCCUGGAAAGGAAGAGGAACGUCCUCUGCUGCCUCAUCACUCGCAUCCUCAAGGUGGAGAAGCAGCUCCACAUCGACAACCUGGUGUUCAGGGUGACCGCUGCCUGUCAGAAGGGGGAGCUGGGGCCGGGGCUGCAGUUCCUGAGCUUCUGCUGCCACAGUGUGGAUGUGCUGUCCUGUAUCCUGCACCUGCUGAAGCAGGGCUACAUCCGGCGCCAGGAGGAGAGGCCUCACGUCUUGGAGUACAUCUCUGCAGAGCCUACAACCCCCCCAGCCUCCCAGCUCCAGCCUCAACCUGCCUUCCAGACUGUAGAGAUCAAGACAGCAGCAAGCCUGGCCUGUGCUGAAAGGAGAGAGACUUUUUCCACUUUCAGGUAGAGGAGGACCUGGCUGGGCUAGGAGGACACAGGCUGAGCCCUCCAGCCUGUCUGUUCCCGAGCACUGGUGG